AAUCUUAUUUUAUUAAGCUGAUUUAAAAUUUUGUCACAUUGCCUAUGGUCUCUAUUUGUCGUUAUUAUUGUUAUCAAAAAGUUUUACACUAUUACUUGACCCUUGACCAAUCAUUACUUAAACUUGAUAACUAAUCGGGUACUCAGUUGUAUCCAAAUAUCUCGAGCACUUGUAAUGUAAAAUGACUUCCAAGAGCAUUAAUAUUUUAGUAAAAGAGUAUCUACAUCGGGGUCACCUCAAUGUUACUAAAGUACAACUUCGUAAUUUUAGUGACAAAGGUAUCAAGCAAACAAGCCUGUACAAUGUGCAUAAAAAGUAUAAUGGAAAAUUGGUCGAUUUCGCCGGGUUUUACUUACCAGUUCAAUAUGCAGACAUGAGUGUAUCGGCGUCUCAUCUCUUCACGAGGAAAAGUGCUUCAAUUUUUGAUGUUUCGCACAUGCUUCAGACGAACGUUCGAGGUAAGGACUGUAUUUCAUGGUUUGAGUCGAUAUGUCCCGUGGACUUAAAAGGAAUGGCACCUGGAACUAGCUCUUUGACCGUGUUUCUAAAUGAAAAAGGAGGAAUAAUUGAUGAUCUUAUAGUCACAAAAGUAAUGGAUAACCAGCUUUAUAUCGUCUCCAAUGCAGGACGGUUGGAAGUCGACAAACAGCACAUGUUACAAACGUCGGAAAUAUACCGCAAAAAAGGUAAAGAUGUCACUAUCAAAUUUUGGGAUGUUACUGAAAGAGCUCUCAUUGCAGUGCAGGGACCGAUGGCGGCGUGUAAUUUACAACCUCUGACGGACAUUCCGUUGGCAGAUUUGAUGUUUAUGAAUUCAAGAAUUGGUAAAGUAGCCGGUGUUGAAAGUCGUGUGACUCGCUGUGGCUACACGGGUGAGGAUGGGUUCGAGAUAUCUAUACCCGCGGAUAAGGCGGAGAAUGUAGUAGAGGCGUUAUUACAAUCCCCGGAUGUAAAGCUAGCUGGUCUCGGAGCAAGGGACUCGCUCCGAUUAGAAGCAGGAUUAUGCUUAUAUGGAAAUGAUAUCGAUGAGACUAUUACCCCGGUAGAAGCCAGUUUGACAUGGUUGAUUGCAAAAACACGUAGAAAUGAGAAUAAUUUCCCCGGCGCGGAUAUUAUUUUGAGGCAAAUAAAGGAGGGAGUUAGAAAAAGAAGAAUAGGGGUAAGAAUAGAGAGUGGAGCGCCAGCGCGGAAAGAUGCCGUACUUAAGAGUGUACAAGGAGUUGACAUAGGUAAGAUUACAAGCGGCUGUCCAAGUCCGUCGCUAGGAGGAAAUGUUGCUAUGGGCUAUGUUACCGAGGAAUUUAAGAAAAUUGGCACCGAAUUACUUGUUAACAUACGUGGAAAGGAUGUAAAGAGUAAAGUUACAAAAAUGCCGUUUGUGCCAGCAAAAUAUUAUGUAAAAAAAUAAAACAUCAAAAAGUUAAGUUAAAUAAUAGUUUUAUUUGCAAUCAUAAACACAAUAAACUAAGUAGAAUUUGUAAUUAGUGUCGUCGACAAUACAACUAGUUGAACUUUAAACUAUAAAAAAGCGAGCUUAUAUACACACAACUCAAGUACUACUAAUCAACAUAUUUCUCGUAAACUAACAAUUGAGCAAUAAUAAAUAAAUUCGACAUUAUUGGGAACACUUAUUAAAUACGAAUUUAUAUAUGGACAUGUAACAGUUAUUGUGGAAUUAUUUGGAAUGUUGAGAUUAUGUUUGAACUAUUUUUAAUACUGUUUUAUAUAUACAAACUUUAUCACAGGAAUAAUUGAUUCUCAAUAGUGAAUAUUUUAUCAAAAAUAUAAUAAUUUGUCAUUUAAUUCCAAUUUUAGUUAACCUUCAAUAUUAAUAAUUUGUACAUGUAAAUAUGUUAAAAAUUGUCACAUCGCUUAAUAUUAAAGAAUUAAAAUUAU
This is a messenger RNA of Vanessa tameamea, 1896 nucleotides long. RefSeq names its product aminomethyltransferase, mitochondrial. Gene Ontology annotation, biological process: glycine catabolic process. Gene Ontology annotation, cellular component: mitochondrion. Lineage: Eukaryota; Metazoa; Arthropoda; Insecta; Lepidoptera; Nymphalidae. The coding region runs from base 182 to 1408 and encodes 408 amino acids. Gene Ontology annotation, molecular function: aminomethyltransferase activity; protein binding. The transcript has a single exon. The record is from RefSeq and is a predicted model, not a curated record.